AGAGACGUGGAAACACGACAGGAAAAGUGGCACCGAGGUCCGGAUUAAGUGAACCCUGGCAUAGUGGAUGAUAAUAUGCUUGGAAAUGGUCUCCAUGAUAUGUAAAAUAAUGAUCAUAAUAAAGUGAUGAUUGUGCCAAUGAUUUUUUUUUUUUUUCUUUCUUUUUUCCACGGCAGCCCCGGACGGGAGCGGUGACGGGCUCAAAUCCCCGGGACCGAGACGUCAGGGAUCGCCCACGUACACGCGAUACAUCAGCGUGACUGCAGCGGCUGCGGCCGCCGCCAGGAUCGACCAGCCGGGCCGCCAGCUGCAAGGCCGCACACACGUAGAGUCAGGUCAGGUCACCUUUGCGUGUGUGCGCACACGUACCUGGGCUCCUCCUCCAACACGGUGGCCAGACUCUCCUGAAAAACAAACAGCCUACCUGAAAUCGCACACUCAUUUCUAUUUAUUCACACACACGUUCAUAUUUACAUAGUGUACAUCAUAUCAGUGCUGAGCCACGAUUUUGUGUGCGCCAGGUCUCCUUAAAAAGCUACUAAAAGCUUAUAGUCAGGAGCCCGUGUACAUCAAGACAAUCAUAAGAAAAAAAUCAGAUGGGCAGGAUGAGUUGUAGUAUAUUACAGUGUUCUCAUUCAAAACAUACAAAUGAACAACAAACUGUAUACUGUAUAUACACACUAGAGCUGGGAAUCUUUGGGCACCUAACGAUUCGAUUACGAUUACGAUUCAGAGGCUCCGAUUCGAUUAUAAAACGAUUAUUGAUGCACACCACUCCUAUUAUUUUUAUUUUUAUUUUUAAAAUUUGUUUUGUACAUUAGUUCCAAAAUUGUUCAAAAAUCCUCUCAGGCUAAACCAAACUACUAUUUCAGUAUCAAGUUAACAUAUAGCAGUAAACAAAUAUACAAAAAUAACAGUAAAUAAAAAAACUCCAGUCCCCAUUCUAUAUCAGCAGCUUUAAACUACUUUCAAUUAAUUUAAUGAUGUGAAUCAACCAUUAAAGUUGUUAAAAUUGCUCCUGUUAUUCCAUAAUUUCUCUUUUGUCUACUUUCAACAUGUAAAAGUUUUAAAACAAUUUUAAAGAUAGAUUCAAGUCAAUAUUUUACCGAUUUAGGAGUAUUUUAGAUAAAAAGUUAAUUAGGUUCGCUUGGAAGGUUCGCAUCAACAGCCUUGCAGGGAAGUGUACUGCUUUAAGAUGGCGGCCGUUACUAACGCCCGCAUCUAGUUUUUUGUAGAUGUGCUGGUAACGAUACCGAAGCUAUAAUGCAUCUAGUCCUAUAUAAAUGAUAUCUACCGUAACAUAAUGUGGCUUGUAGCAGCUUUUCGGCAGCAGUCAGGUAUGUUGUUGUUGUUUUUUUAAUCUCGUGGCAUGAGUUGAGCUAGAGCCGUGAGUUGAGCAUUGGCGUUACCCGAGGGGCCGGGUAAUGAGAAGCAUGAUGUUUAGCUACUCUCGCUCCGUCCCUAAUUGCGUACCGAAGACCGCGCGGCGCGCUGAGUGUGUCAUACUUCUGCUUUACUUGGCAUAUUUCAAUAAUCGGAAUUUGGAUGUUUGUGAAUCAUUCUCGAAUCUUCCACGGCCGAAUCGCGAAUAAUCUAAGAAUCGGAAAUUUUGCACACCUCUAAUACACACGCACACAAAAGAAAAAAAAAACUUCCCUAGAAGAGAAUUUAUAACCUACGUAUGUCGGAGUUGUUAUAUUUACUGAUCAGAAUGCUUUUUAGCAUUGUUUUAAAGGUGGAGGUGGAUUUCGACACUUUUAGAUUUUCGUCGAGCUCGUUCCAAAUCUGAGGGCCUGUAGUUGCAAUGCUCAAGCUGGUGCUAACAAGUCUUCUCUUUUUUUCCACUGAUGUGGUCUUUGUUCCUGGUGCUAUGAGUAUGGAGAGGAGUCCAGACUGGAAUGAGCUCAGACAGUCUGCUAUUCAUAUUAUUUACAAUAUGGAACCGCUCCAUCACAUCGCACUCGACGGUCCAAAAAUAAAACUGAUAGAGAGGACGGAAGGACAAGUAUUUGUAUUAAUCGGGCCGACUUCAAUAGAGGACGUGAAGGAGCGACAUCGACCGGUAACUCUCCGACCACGGAUCGGGCGUUUCCGCACGACGGCAUCGAAGCUCAACUUUGAACGGAGCGCACAAAAUCGGCUAAUACAGUGCUUCUCAAUUCAAAUAUUUUCUGUUACACCACCCCCAGUAAGACGUCAAUGUUUCACACCCCCCCCCCCCCCCCGACUCACUGCUGCCACUGUAAAUAGUAUCAUUUGUCCUUAAAAUUAUAAGUACACCUCUGCAUAACAUUGUGUCCUUUUUAUUAUGAAAAAAAUAUAUAUAUAGAAUCUACUUACAAUAAAGUUGAACUGCAUUAACAUUGUUUUGUUUAUAACAGAAAAGACUUAAAGUGCAUCACUUUGCCUGAAUUGGAAAAAAGUCACAUCCGAACUGUAAAAAUUCACUUAAGGUACAUUUUUGACAAUACUGAAAAAUAAAAUAAAUAAUAAUCAAUAUAAAUUUAUUAGCAACAUAUGAGAACAAUAUCCCUUGUCCAAAAAAACCAAAAAUCGCUAGAACAAAAACAGUCAUUGGACAGAGGGACAUUUUUUUGUUGUUGCACUAAGCAAAUUUGUGUGCAGUGCUCGCUGGUUUAUUGCUGUAACACUGACAAAGUGGGAUGAUUGUUGGUAAUAUUCUUUGCUUAAAAGAAAAAAAAAAGUUAUCAAUGUGCUUGGGGUGUAAUGUUCUUAAUUGGUUUGCCUUCCUGCUGUCCGUUGUAAACAUUUUUAGACACAAACUGGGGUUUCCUUGUCUGUCACUGUAUUAACAGUCAAAGCCAAACGCUACAUACCACUUUGUCAUAUUUCCUCCUCUUAGCUCUUCAAAUCUCCAGUGCUCGUUUGGUUCGAAAAUACAGCACGCGCUCUGAAAAUGGAAGCGCCACAGCCACCCGGAGUGGAUGUGCAAUUACACUUUAUUGUAGUGUGACAAAAAAUCAGUAUGUUCCCCGAGGUCACACGCGCCCUGCUUUGCGCCCCACUAUUUGAGAAAUACUGGGCUAAUAAUUGAGUUUUUUAAGAAAGAAGAUUACGAGCGAGCGGUGCGCGUUUUGGACGAUGGCCGCCCUUGCGUGUAUAUUAACAAACAAAAACAAAGAAAAACCCACAUUCCGGAACAGCUUACCGCAGGCUUGGUGAUUUUGUCUCUGUCGUCCUACACGCAAAAAGACAGAAAGCGCUGAGUGGCGUUGGCGUCCACGCGGCGGCGGCGGCGGCGGCGUUUUCAGCGGGCUACCGGGUGCAGCUCUCCAAUGAGCAUUUGAGCGGCGACUCGGCGGGCGUCGCUGGAGUGGCCCACGUCCUCGAAGCUCUCGGUGGCGUCGGCGCCAGCGUGCUCCCUCAGGACUUCCUCGCCGCCCGGGUGCUGCGCAACAUGAAAAGAAACACCUCGCGUCAGGUUAUCCAACCCAUCGCAACCGCAGACGUCCGGGAAGACGUAUGGCGCGACGUGGCGUAAUUAGGACGCCCCUUCCGUUUUUCCCGAGCGGCGCCGUUCCCGUCCCGCCCGCCGGCGCCAUGUUGGGCGGGCGACGCGGGCGCGCGACCCUGGCGCUGCUUCUGACCUGCGCGGCGUGGCGGCUGUUUCUCCGCGGCCUCCCGUUUCCGCCCCGUGCCGACGACCUGUCCGACGCGUGCUCCGACGCCGCCGGCGAGAAGAUCCUGCGUCGACUGUGCCGGGAUUUUGCGGAGGGCUCGGCGGCGGGCGACCUUUGCGCUGACCUGUGCGUCCGCGGCCUGGUGGCGUACCAGAGGUGUCUCUACUACGAGAGCGGCAAGAAGGUCAUGUCGGUCCGCUGGAGAGGUCGGCCCGUGGUCCUCAAGUCCCAGUUGGAAAACCUGUCGUCCUACCGUUCCCUCGGGGCGCCGUACUACCGGGACGCGAGGGAGGACGCGUCUCCGCUGGACGCUCUGCUCGCCGCUACGUCGGAGGUGCGCAACUGGCUGGGUUUGGCCAAGGAAGAGGACGGAGCCCGUUUUCCGCCGGUCGAGCCGCGUCGGUCGCCGGACAAGAAAAUUUACUCCAGGGCCGAGCUGAUGUCGAUGUGGUCUCUGCUGCAGCAGGACGAGUACGCUUUCCUGAGAGUCCUGCAGGACUUGAGCGCGCACGUGCCCAAGGUCCUGGGUUCCUGCGGACACUUUUACGCCGUAGAGUCGCUGUCGGCGGGCCGCGCGUGGGACCAGAACAUCUUCUCCUUGGGGGACGCGGAGAAGCGAGCGGGGGGCGUCCACCGCGUGGCGCUGAGCUUCUUGGACAUGGUGCGACACUUCGACGACGACUUCGCGCACAAAGUUCACCUGUGCGACGUCAAGCCCGAGAACUUUGCCAUCAGGAAAGACCUCACUGUGGUGGCCAUUGACGUGGACAUGGCCUUCUUCCAGCCCAAGAUGGAGGAGCUCCUGGAUCAGAAGUGCGUCCGUGACGACGACUGCCACUUCUUUGACUGCGUGUCGUCGUGCGACCUGAGCGUACGACACUGCCGCCGACAGCGCGCCAACACCAACCUGCAGGUGAUUUGCCAGAAAAUCUUCCGACCGGUGUUUUCUCCCACGCUGCUCGGCGCCAAAGCGGGGCUCCCGCUGCAGGUAGAGCUGCAGAGGGCCGUGCGGGAGUGCGCCGCGUCCGGCAAAGCGGGGCGAGACCGGGACGUCCGCCGCCGCCUCCUCCGUAUCCUGACUCGCCUCCUUCGUGAGGGAAAAACAUCAGACGGAGGGUGAAAAUAAAGCGAAAACCCUGCGUGCGGCGGUUGGCCAAAAACAUCUAAACCGAAGAAGUACUGGAAAAGAACAAAGACCGAACCCUGAAAAUGAUUCCCGUUUGCCUGCCCGGAGUGUUGUUGGACUUGACCGUGAAACGUCUUGCGCCCGAGCGGAAAUGGCAAGCGUAGGUCUGUCUUAAUGGCCAUGAUGACAACGACCGCAUUCUCUCUGAAGAAAAGACAACUUCAGACCUCAACUGAUAGGGAAAGGUUUUUCUGGCAGCUUCCGUUCAUCUGCCUUAAACUUCAAACGAGAGAAUCAAUCUUCAUACUACUACCGCAUGCACACGCUGAGUGAUUAUGUACACUUAACAUGUUUGAACUUGAAUGUUUGGCUGAACUAAUAAAGUCUGUUUGAAUGCCUGCCUGCCUGCCUGCCUGCCUGCUGGCGGUGUAUGAGAAAUAAAAAUUGAAGUGUUGUGGGUCUAGUUUGCUGACAGGAAGGUAUUACAGUGAAGACAAACCUGUAACAAAGAUGAUUUGCUAUGUUUAAUGUCAAGUGAUAUUCAAUUGUUUGUGAUAUAAGUCAUCAAAUAUUUGUUCUGUUAUAACCUAAACCUGUUUGACAGUUCUCAACUCGCGUGUUGAAGUAGGCCCUUAAUUCUAAUGCCAUACCUUGUAUAUCCACCCUUUAAAAAUCACUGGAGCUUUAAGCAUCAUGACGUGCGCUCGCUGUCAGUUUCGUGUACUCUGCCUCAUAUCAAUGACCAAAAGCAAAAUAGUCGGCGGCCGUCCCGCGUCAGGUGACUUCGCUGCUAUCGUAGCGGAUGUAAGGCGAGUACGCUACAAUACUCGGUGACGACGGCGGUUGUCAGUGCAGGUGAGCUGAGCGCAUGACGCGUGUGGAGAAAUGUCCAUUAUUGACAGGAAAAGAAUCCGGCGUCGUUCAGUAUCGUGCACCAAAGCACUGCUCUGUGUGCAGUUACAUUUCCAGCCAAAUUCAGAUGUCAAAAAAUACUGAAACACUUCCCAUGCAACUUCUUAUUCUGUACCACAUUCAAGCAGUGAAUAAUAUAUCAAUGUAUUAAGUCCAAACCAGUAUACUGUGGGACCAGUAAAGAAAAUGUUGAACGCUUGCUGUAAAAAUUUUGACGUUGUUGUUUCUGAAUGUUUUCCGAAGCCCCCUAUAGUACACUCGGCUCAGAUUGUGUGUAUUGUCAUGUCACUUGACCCGCACCAACAUGUUGUGAGUCGUUAAUAAAAAUCAA
Messenger RNA from Corythoichthys intestinalis (scribbled pipefish), 6010 nucleotides. RefSeq names its product divergent protein kinase domain 1C (gene dipk1c). The transcript has 9 exons. NCBI's taxonomy places the organism in Eukaryota, Metazoa, Chordata, Actinopteri, Syngnathiformes, Syngnathidae. Bases 3484 to 4761 code for a protein of 425 amino acids. The record is from RefSeq and is a predicted model, not a curated record.